GAGGAAAAAGAACUUCGGAGGGGGGUGUCCACCGCUUAGUCUGUUGACGUCGCGAAAGGUAGACAGCCUCACACAACAUGUCCUCUCCAGAGAUCUCCUCUCUCUCCUGGGGCCACAUGAAGGUGAAGGGAUGCUCCACAGGCUACAAGGACUGUAAGGUGUGGCCUGGAGGCAGCCGUGCCUGGGACUGGAGAGAGACCGGGACCGAUCAUUACCCGGGGGUCCAACCUGCUGAUCUGGAGGAGGUGCUGAAGAAGGGAAUAGACUUGCUGAUCAUUGGCAGAGGCAUGAGUGAAGCUCUGCAGGUUCCCUCCUCCACUCUGGACUUCGUGACAAAGAAAGGUGUCGACGUCAGAGUCUUGCAGACAGAGAAGGCCGUUGCUGAAUACAACAAACUGGCUAGCAAGGGUGCCAAGGUGGGGGGGGUCUUCCACUCUACCUGUUGAUAAUGUCACCUUUGCAGUGCUGCACCAACUGUCUGAUUCUAAUUUCAAAUGUCACCUUAAAAUCAAAUUGAAGAUGCAAUUCAAGUACAACUGAUUUUAGAGGCUAAUUCUGUGGAAUGUUUCAGUACAAUGACCACAUGACAGAUCCUACAGUGGUGCUGUUGGUAAAAGCUAAUGGAUGUUAAGUUUAGUACAUGUAUUUUUGCUUGUUUGAUACACAAAAUAAAAUUAGAAUGAAUCAUCUCCA
Molecule: messenger RNA, 693 nt
Organism: Epinephelus lanceolatus (giant grouper)
Lineage: Eukaryota; Metazoa; Chordata; Actinopteri; Perciformes; Serranidae
Gene: aamdc
Product: adipogenesis associated, Mth938 domain containing
Biological process (GO): positive regulation of fat cell differentiation
Cellular component (GO): cytoplasm
Source: RefSeq, a predicted model, not a curated record